Molecule: messenger RNA, 1300 nt
Organism: Clupea harengus (Atlantic herring)
Lineage: Eukaryota; Metazoa; Chordata; Actinopteri; Clupeiformes; Clupeidae
Gene: fgfbp3
Product: fibroblast growth factor binding protein 3
Biological process (GO): cell-cell signaling
Molecular function (GO): growth factor binding
Source: RefSeq, a predicted model, not a curated record
CUUCUCUCUUGUCUCUUCUCCCCUCCUCCUUUUAUCUGACUAUCCUCAUGCUUCUCUCACACAACCAAGCCAACACACAGACCAUCACGAGGUUGUGCAGGUCCCUUGUUCCCACUGAGACACAUUACUGAUGCUUGGCUGCAGCUGAAGAAAAGGACUACUUCUUCUCUCAAGCCCACACACACACAUACGCACGCACGUACUCGUACACAUACACACUCAUGCCCUCCGCGGCCAUGCGGCCCUUCUGCAGCCAGCUCUUCGUCAACCUCACCCUCAUUCUCAUCCCCGUCCUCCUCCUCCUCAGCCUUGCGCCCCUGGCUGAGGCCAGGAAGAAGACAGCACCGGCACCCAAAUCCGCUGUUCCUGGAUCAGGGGAGCUGAGCACCAAGGCUGGCCACAGCUGCACGUGGGCCACCUCUGAAGCGUCCGACGGCACGGUCUCCUUGCAGGUGAGCUGCUCCAUCCCAGGAGAGGUGCCCGUCCAGACUUAUGAGUGCCGUUUCGCCGGGAAGCCCGACCAGUGCCCGGCGUAUGCAGACAAGGCCAACCAGUACUGGAAACAAGUGGUGGGCAAACUGAGGAAGAGGAGCAACGUCUGCGAAGGAGAGAAGGUCCUGAAGACGCGCCUCUGCAAGAAAGCUCCAUCAGCGGCCCACGUCAGACUGGCGGAGAGAAGCGGAGAGGAUAAGACAAAAGAGGAAGAGGAGGAGGAGGAGGAGAAGGACAAGGAGACGGCGGUGCCCGUAGCGAAGGAGACGGAGGUGACGGCCAGAAGAAUGGAGAGCGAGGGGAAGCAGGAGCCUCUGCUGGGAGCAAGGGUUGGAGACGGGGCUGAUUCGGAGUCAUCCAACUUCUGCUCAGAGGGGUGGUCCUCUCUCUGUAACUUCUUUACCAAGUUCUUCGAGAAUCACGCGAAAUGAAAUGAUACUGCGUGUCUUUUCAACAGUCAGGUGAUAGAUAUUUCUCACAGAUUGAAGUUCUUCUGCAAAAUGGAACUGAUCUGUUAAUUUGUUUAAAAAUGGUAAUAUGAACAUGUUGAAAUAAGAAUACAGAUGCUGGGAAACACUUAGAGCUCAUUUUUACUUCAACUCCUAAAGUCAUAGAAACCAGGCAAUGGAUGUAGACAAAUCAGCUAAGGACAAAUGAUCGAGUGUAGCAUUUGAUGUAUAAUAUUUAAAGCAAAACUAAUCAUAUUUUUACAUGAGGGUAUCACUUUCUUGUUUGGAGCAGAGUGUUUGAUCUAACCUUUUGUAAAGUUCAUAGUACCUCUGUGAAUAAAUAAGAAAUUCGAUUUUAA